AUGUGGAUGAACAUGGGUUACUGGGAGGCUAACCGUAACGUUCAACUUCCUGAAGCAUGCAAGGCAUUGCUAGAAAAGGUCCUAGAGGCCGCUGGUCUUGAUAUCAAAAGUAAAGAAGGGGAAGAGAGAAUACUGGGAGAUUCAAAUACCAAAAGGAGGAGAGUACUACUAGACCUUGGAUUCGGAUGUGGAGAGCAGACCAUGCAUCUUAUGAUGAAUCCUGCAAGGUCAUCAUCGCCGAUAUUUGACGAAUAUAUCGGCAUUACGCUUGAUAAAGUACAGCAUGGAUUUGCUCAGAGCCGAUUGCAGCAGAAAGUAAUGCAGAAGAAACAACAAGAAUCUAGCACCGAAAUUCCUAACAUUGCCCUGUUCUGCGCCGAUGGUGCUCAACCCUCAACCUGGUCUGAAGAGCUAAAACAAACCGUCUUCAAUGCAUUCUCAAGAGAUGAUUACAAUGACGAUAUGGAACGAUAUGUCAUGGGUCUAGACACUUUAUACCAUUUCCAUCCUUCGCGGAGGGAGAUAUUCGAGCACACGCACUCUACGCUCCACGCAAACUUAUUGGCAUUUGACCUCUUUCUCGCUCCGCCGAAUUCCUCGGGCCUGAAGCGGACUAUAAACACGCUAUUCCUCCGUCUCCUGACACCUGCCCUCGGCGCCCCAUUUGGCAAUUUCGUCUCAUCAGCGGCGUAUAGAAAUAUGCUGGAAAAAGCUGGAUAUAAAACGGAGAACAUUAUCAUUCAGGACAUUACCGACCAUGUAUUUACAGGGCUAGCUACAUUUUUGGAGAAAAGAUGUCAGGAUAUGGCUAAAAUGGGGCUAGGUGGUUAUACUAAGUGGCAGGUUGCUGGAUGGUUGUUCAGGUGGUUAAGUAAUGGGGGCAUCCUUAGAGCUGGGAUUAUUGUUGCAAAGAGGGACUGA
Molecule: messenger RNA, 921 nt
Organism: Nannizzia gypsea CBS 118893
Lineage: Eukaryota; Fungi; Ascomycota; Eurotiomycetes; Onygenales; Arthrodermataceae
Exons: 2
Coding region: 1-921 (306 amino acids)
Source: RefSeq, a predicted model, not a curated record